Messenger RNA from Hypoxylon fragiforme, 1779 nucleotides. RefSeq names its product WD40 repeat-like protein. The record is from RefSeq and is a predicted model, not a curated record. The transcript is spliced from 6 exons. Gene Ontology annotation, molecular function: ubiquitin ligase activator activity; protein binding; anaphase-promoting complex binding. Gene Ontology annotation, biological process: positive regulation of anaphase-promoting complex-dependent catabolic process; anaphase-promoting complex-dependent catabolic process; positive regulation of ubiquitin protein ligase activity. Gene Ontology annotation, cellular component: anaphase-promoting complex. The coding region runs from base 1 to 1779 and encodes 592 amino acids. NCBI's taxonomy places the organism in Eukaryota, Fungi, Ascomycota, Sordariomycetes, Xylariales, Hypoxylaceae.
AUGCCUAUCGCGUCACCCGACCGAUUUGUGCCUCUUCGCGUACCCCUUCAAGAUCGCUUCCGCGCUACCAAACAAGUUCACGAGCUAUCACCAUCUGAGCGACUGCAUCGUACUGACGAAGCUUCAUCCGAUGUCUUUUGCUUCACGCCAAAACGCUCUAACCCCGUAUCUCCUCGCCAGGCUUCUCGGUCUGAUGGCCAUGAGCGUCGUCUCGGCACCGUCAUAGGCCUAACUAGCUCAGAUCGGCAGGUCAGCAAUGGCGCCGUCUGGUCUGUGGGUGGUUUAGCCCCUGGAGGCAUUGACGACGGACGCGGCCGACGGGUGAGCUCCGGCACGAAUGCUCGCCUUUACACCACUUCAUUCUCCAGCAUUCGGCCCAAGUCUGAGGAGGAGCAAGAGAAACAUGAAGGCCGACUCGCUCAUGCGUUGAAGAUUAACCGCGUCCAACGGAUCUUGGACUUUGAUGGAUUUUCUACAUUCCCCCGUUGCAAGCCUAAACAGAGACCGUCAUUGCGGGAAACAAAAACCAUUUGGACCGGAAGCGAAUGGAGUAAUGACUGUCACGUAACGAAGAUUCGGAAAGAAGAGCGGUCUUUGCCCAAUGCUCCGUUCAAAGUUUUAGAUGCUCCCGGCCUUCGAGAUGAUUUCUACUGCUCGAUUAUGGCUUAUUCUCGCAGUUCCAACACAUUAGCCGUGGGCUUGGGUAACCUGCUGUAUGGGUGGUCUGAAUCUUCGGGCGUGACCCUUUUAAAUGCUGGGCUCAAGGAUGGAUCGUGGCUAACGUCGGUAGCAUUCUCAUCUGAUCAAGGCGGUAAAUCUAUACUGGCAUUCGGACGUUCGAGUGGUCUGCUUUCUUUGGUAUCGCUAUUCGACAGUCUACUGCCUCGCUUCGAAGCGUAUCAUCCCGCACCGAUUGCUUGUCUGGCCUGGCGUCCGGUGACUACUCCUCGGCCUUCCCGCAACCAUUUUAACCCCAAUGUCGUAGUAAAAACGGAAGACCUGUUGGAAGUGGCUCGGGAAAAUUGGCGCGGCUCCAUGACUCUUCUCGUUCGCAUCAAGGUACAUUCUCAGCAGAUAUGCGGUUUGGCGUGGUCUCCCAGUGGUGAAGAUUUCGCUACAGGUGGCAAUGACAAUCUAUGCUGUCUCUUCAAUUACGACACUGUCAUCGACAUGGAGUCAAGUCCGACAACCGCUUUAGGUGUUCCAGGCUAUUCAGCUUUCAACUCCCCUUGCAGUGAAGAAGGGCCAAUUCUAUCAUAUGCCUCUCCUAAUCCACUGGCUGCUAUGAAAUGUCUCCAACUCGGUUCCGAGAAACACCGGUGGCGUCACGGCGCAGCCGUCAAAGCCAUCGCAUUCUGUCCGUGGCGUCAGGGUUUGGUAGCCACUGGUGGAGGAUCUAAUGACAAAUGCAUUCACUUUUAUCACACUACUUCGGGCGCCGCGCUUGCCACCAUUUCCGUGGCUGCCCAGGUGACGUCUCUCAUAUGGAGUACCACUCGUCGGGAGAUCGCCGCGACCUUUGGAUACGCACAGCCUGAUCAUCCAUACCGCAUCGCCGUGUUCAGUUGGCCAGAUUGCCGACAGGUCGCUGCCAGACUGAAGAGCCGUACUGCUGAGGAAGGCUGCAUUGUAGUGGCGAGUAGCGACGAGAGUGUCAAGUUUCACGAGGUAUGGAUGGCAGGCCGCAAGGCUACGACUUUUGGUAGCGGUGUUCUAGCGGGCAGUGAUAUCUUGGAGAUGGGCGAGGGCAUUGACAAGGAGGGUGACGUGAUUCGCUGA